Rhineura floridana is the source of this 1459-nucleotide messenger RNA. It is a transcript of the gene DAPP1, whose product is annotated as dual adaptor of phosphotyrosine and 3-phosphoinositides 1. Bases 271 to 1188 code for a protein of 305 amino acids. The record is from RefSeq and is a predicted model, not a curated record. Lineage: Eukaryota; Metazoa; Chordata; Lepidosauria; Squamata; Rhineuridae. The transcript is spliced from 10 exons.
AACAGGAGAGGCAAGGGAGGGCACUUUGGUGCAGGCAGUGAGGGACUCGUUUUCACUUCCUCAUUCACUCUGAAUAGCAGCAGAAGCAGCAGCAACAGCAGAAGCAGCAGCAACAGCAGAAGCAGCUUACUUGUGUAGUAGAGUUUUCUUGCUGUCCACAGAGGAGAGACAGAAGCUGAAGGAAAAGAAUGCCAUCUUGUUUCCUGUCUCCCACCUCUUUCUUUCUGUGGCCAAUGGUAUCCUGAAGAGGAGUAGCAACAGGUGCUGUUGAUGGGCAGAGCCAAGAUGGAAGAAGGAAGGCGGAUGAGCUACUGGCAAGAUCAAGACCACCACUUGGGGCAUAGUGAUGUAGAAGAGGAGCUUCAGAGCCUAGGGUGGUACCAUGACAGUCUUACUCGUCAUGCAGCAGAGGCCCUUCUGCUUUCCAAUGGUACUGAUGGAAGCUACCUCCUCAGGAAGAGCAAUGGCAAGGCUGAUCUUUUCUCUCUCUCAGUAAGAGCAAAAGAUUCUGUAAAACAUUUUCAUGUGGAGUACACUGGGUCUUCAUACAAGUUUGGCUUUAAUGAAUUUUUAAGUUUGAAAGACCUGAUCAUGCACUUUGCAAAUCAACCUUUAAUUGGCAGUGAAACAGGUACCCUGAUUGUAUUGAAGCAUCCAUAUCCUAGGAAAGUGGAAGAACCUUCCAUUUAUGAAUCUGUGCGGGUUCACACGGCAAUGCAGACAGGAAAAACAGAAACUGACCUUGUCCCCAAUGCACCAUCGUUAGGCACAAAAGAAGGUUUUCUGACGAAACAAGGCAGAAUAGUUAAGAACUGGAAAACUAGGUGGUUUACACUGCACAGGAAUGAGCUGAAAUAUUAUAAAGACCAGAUGUCCACAGAGCCAAUCAGAGCGCUAGACUUAACAGAAUGUUCAGCAGUACAGUUUGACUAUUCACAGGAUAAAGUCAAUUGUUUUUGUUUAGUGUUCCCACUGAGGACUUAUUAUCUCUGUGCAAAGACCGGAGUAGAAGCAGAUGAAUGGAUUAAGAUAUUGCAAUGGAAACUGUCACAGAUUAGGAAAGCACACCAGCGUAACUCAGAACUGCUGUGCCAGUUAAGAGGAGAAACCCAUCAAGACCAGCACUCUGCCUUUGAUCCAGAUUCCCAAAGGAAACCUAUGCAAGGGACAUGGUGGUGGAGGUACUAAUCGUUAUCCCCAGCAUCUGAUAACUACAAGAAUACAACCUUUGAUGAUGGAUAUUCCAUUUUUAGCAAUUUCAACAGGCCUGCUGCACUGAAUGAACUUCAGGUAUGUGGUCAGCUUAAAGAACUUGGAUCUUUUCAUAGCAUGAGCCAUUGAAUUGACUCUGAAGAUGUUAAUCCUUUCACAUCUGGCAUGUUCUGCAUGUUCCCAGCCAUUUACACCAUGUUUUCUAGCAUAAGUUGCAUGUACACUAAAAACAUUUAAAUAGUUCUAA